This is a messenger RNA of Aspergillus luchuensis, 1671 nucleotides long. RefSeq lists its product as uncharacterized. Gene Ontology annotation, biological process: mRNA splicing, via spliceosome. NCBI's taxonomy places the organism in Eukaryota, Fungi, Ascomycota, Eurotiomycetes, Eurotiales, Aspergillaceae. Bases 1 to 1671 code for a protein of 556 amino acids. The record is from RefSeq and is a predicted model, not a curated record. The transcript is spliced from 2 exons. Gene Ontology annotation, cellular component: nucleus.
AUGAACAACGACCAAUUCCGUCGCCUUGUCCUCGACAACCCUUCCUCCAAACCCGCCGCCAAAUCCACCAGUCCAGAUGCAUCCUCUCCAUCCCAACAACAACCGCGCAAAAGCAUCGGCAAUGCGACCCCCGCAGCCGGCGCUCUGGGCUCGCGCCUCCGCUCCAGCAUCCCCAUGACACCUCGCGCCUUGACAAACGUCGACUUUGCGCGCCAACUAGCCGAAUACCGCCGCGAAGCCCAACCCGCUUCCAAGAAGUUCAAAUCCUCCGCCGCCCCCAAGGGAACGAAACUACCGUCCGGAUAUCAAGAUCGGGCUGCAUUGUUGCGCCAGAAGGAAGAAGCGGAAGAAGGGGGGGAUAGUGGCGGCGAUGUGUCGGAUUUGGAGAAGCGUGUCAAGGCGUUGGAGGAGAUGGUCAAAUUAGGACAGAUUGACCAGGGGACGUUUGAGAAGUUGCGGGCUGAGAUGGGGGUGGGUGGUGAUUUGAAGAGUACGCAUAUGGUCAAGGGGCUGGAUUGGGAGUUGCUGAGGAGGGUUAAGGGGGGUGAGGAUGUUGAUGUCUUGGAAAAGGAAGGGGAGAAGGGUGAGGGGAAGGAGAAAGAAGAUGUGGCAGAUGUGGAUGAGGAGUUGGAUCGGGUUUUGGGAGAAAAGGGCGAGGGGGUGGAUGCAUUGACUGCUGCCCCGAAGGAGAAUAAAGAGAAGAAGAAGGGGGUCAUGGCUCAGAGAAAAUCAAGAGACGAGAUUCUCAGGGAGUUGAAGGCCAGUCGGGCUGCUGCUGCGGCUGAGGCGGCGAAGCCGGCUGAGCCCGCGUUGGGGACUAAGUUCAAGAGGAUCGGGGGAGAGUCUAAGGCGGAGAAGAAGCGUUGGGUGGAGCAGGAUGAGAAUGGGCGAAGGAAGGAGAUUCUACAGAUCACGGACGCGGAGGGCAAGACGAAGAGGAAGGUGAGAUGGCUAGAUAAGCCUGGUGAGGUUGGUGGUGGUGCUGGUGAUGGGCCUGCUGGGUUAUUGAUGCCGGAUAAGGAUGCGAAGCCGUUAGGCAUGGAGGUUCCAGCAGAGGUUGCCACUAAGGCUCCCGCGCCGGCGGAGGAUGAUGACGAUGAUAUUUUUGCUGGCGUCGGAGAUGACUAUAACCCGCUUGGUGAUCUACCAGAUGACGACGAUUCGUCGGAUGAGAGUGAAGAUGGCGAGAAGCCAAAGGUCACAGAACCAGCUCCUGCUACCGGUGAUACGAAGAAACCGGAGGUGACAACAAGCCGGCCUCGAAAUUACUUUUCUACGUCUACAACGGAUGAAGUUCCUGAGGUGGACCGGUCGAACCCAUUGGCUAAAGAUCCUACUCUACUGGCGGCCCUGAAACGAGCUGCUGCAUUACGACAAUCCGAGGAGGCUGGUGCUGCCAAUGCUGAUGCUGAAGAUGUCGACGACGAGACGGCGCUUCGACGAAAGAGGUUCCUGGAGGAGGCGCGUCGGCGGGAAGCCCUGGAUGCCAUGGAUAUGGACAUGGGCUUUGGAGGAAGUCGCAAUGACGACGACGAGGAAGACGAGGAAGUGGUACUGGAGACCGAGGGACGCGGCGGGAAGAAGAGGAAACGAGGGCCGAAGAAGAAGAAGGGCGACAAGGACAGUGUGACGGAUGUGAUGCGUGUGCUGGAGGGGAGGAAAAAGGAGUGA